This is a messenger RNA of Scedosporium apiospermum, 546 nucleotides long. RefSeq lists its product as uncharacterized. Lineage: Eukaryota; Fungi; Ascomycota; Sordariomycetes; Microascales; Microascaceae. The record is from RefSeq and is a predicted model, not a curated record. The transcript is spliced from 2 exons. The coding region runs from base 1 to 546 and encodes 181 amino acids.
AUGCGGACGCCUCCCCAGAACGCACAGCUUAGGCCAGCAAAGGCACUGAUGAAGGCCGUCGGCCUGUUUUGGAUAUUUGCGUUGACUCUUGUUCUUGCUUCCCUGGCGACUAAAUUAGGCGCAUAUUACGCUUCCAGGGCGGAAGGCAUCCAUCAAGCCGAUUACGCAGUGGAGCUAAUCUCCACGUUCGUCUUCGAAUUUGCGGUGGCGACUUUCGUCUCCGUCCUAGUAGAGCUUGCGAUGUGCAUCAAGCGUUCCACGAGGUACCAGACCCAGUCGCAGGACCAGCUACUCCGCUACAUGGCCUGGGGCACCAGCAUAGUGCUUGCCGGUCUUGCCUUGGCGCACUUCAUUCCCGGAAUAGAUUGUGUUGCAUCUGCCGAUUGGAGGAGCAACGACAACGUGAAAAUGGAAGACGCUGAGGACUUGAGGGAAAUCCUGGGACUGGUUUUUGCCGUCCUAGCUUGGAUCUCCAUCGUCGUCGCUUAUCCGGUUGUGUUUUUGGUUAACAAGAGCACCGAUGAGCCUUACCGUGAUGUAAGUUAA